Messenger RNA from Mauremys mutica (yellowpond turtle), 1731 nucleotides. RefSeq names its product A.superbus venom factor 1-like. The record is from RefSeq and is a predicted model, not a curated record. Gene Ontology annotation, molecular function: protein binding. The coding region runs from base 1 to 1731 and encodes 576 amino acids. The transcript has 15 exons. Gene Ontology annotation, cellular component: extracellular region. Lineage: Eukaryota; Metazoa; Chordata; Testudines; Geoemydidae.
AUGCACGAGACAGAAAUCCUCAUUAGACGCUUGCCAGACAUCACACAGCUCCUUCUUACUCUCCCUGUUUCAGGUUAUACACAGCAGAUGGUUUACAAAAAACCCGACUUCUCAUACGCUGCUUACAAAGACCGGCCAGCAAGCACUUGGCUGACGGCGUAUGUGGCGAAGGUCUUUGCCAUGGCUAAGAAACUGGUGCCCAUUGAAAACCAAGUUAUCUGCGGGGCGGUGAAAUGGCUGAUCCUGGAAAAGCAGAAUCUGGAUGGAGUCUUCCAAGAAGAUGCCCCCGUAAUCCACAGAGAGAUGGUUGGAGGGUACAAGGGUACUGAGCCUGAUGUCUCUUUAACGGCUUUUGUGCUGAUUGCAUUGGAAGAGGCCAAGGACAUCUGCAAGGAUCAAGUCAACAGUUUUGAAAGCAGCAUCUCCAAAGCCACUGACUACUUAGCCCAAAGGUACCAGUCUCUAGUCAGACCUUACACUGUGGCUCUUGCAUCCUAUGCCUUAGCCAUGGUAGGGAAACUGAACACCGAGAAGACACUCAUGAGAGCUUCAACAGAUGGAAAUCGCUGGGAAGAGCCAAACGCCCGCACCUUCAAAAUUGAGGGCACCUCGUACGCCUUGCUGGCCUUGCUGAAAAUGAAGAAGUAUGAGUUGACUGGUCCCAUAGUCAGAUGGCUGAGAGAGCAGAACUACUAUGGAGGAGGAUAUGGAUCUACCCAAGUGACGACCAUCAUGGUGUUCCAGGCUCUUGCGCAGUACCAGAUAGACAUUCCGCAGCACAAAGACCUGAAUUUGAAUGUUACUAUUCUCCUGCCACGCCGUGCGAGUCCAAUAAAGUACAACAUCUUAAAUCACAACGCUCUGGUGGCCCGAACAGCAGAGACCAAAUGGAAUGAAGACUUCACUGUGAAGGCAGAAGGAACUGGACAAGGGACCUUAACCGUAAUGACAAUUUAUAAUGCAAAGCUACAGGAGGAUGAAUCUCAGUGUAAGAAUUUUGACCUGAGGGUAUCGGUCGAAGAAGCCCGGGGCGUUAAGAAGCCAGAAGGAGCCAUGCGUUCAGUCUAUAUUAAAAUCUGCAUCAGGUUCCUCGGUGUGGUUGAUGCCACAAUGUCCAUCAUCGAUGUCUCCAUGCUCACUGGCUUCUCACCAGACGUGGAAGAUCUUAAGAGACUUUCCCAAGGGGUCGACAGAUACAUUUCCAAGUUUGAAAUCGACAAAGCCCCAUCCGACAGAAGCAACCUCGUAAUCUAUGUGGACAAGGUUUCUCACAGAGAGGAUGAAUGCCUGCAGUUUAAAGCUCACCAGUUUUUCGAAGUUGGUCUCAUUCAGCCGGCAUCUGUCACAGUCUACGAUUAUUACACCAUAGAUGACCGGUGCACCAAGUUCUACCACCCGUCUAACCAGAGCGGGCUCUUCAAUAAGAUCUGUUAUGGGGACAUCUGCCGUUGUGCAGAAGAAAGCUGCUUCAUGCAGCAGAAGACAGAGGAUCCCAUCACUCUGAACAAGCGAAUGGAGGAAGCCUGUGAACCUGGAGUGGAUUAUGUGUAUAAGACCAGGCUUGUUAGCAGUGAAGAAGCGGGCAGUUCUGACUACUACAUCAUGAAAAUUUUGGAAAUCAUUAAGGCAGGUAAGAGCUCCCCUUCUACAAUCAGGGUGCAAUUUCUCCGAAUGGCCUUUGGGAUGAAGGCCGGCGUAAGAGCUAUUUCUCUUAGCCAGAGAAAGUGCUAA